ACAGUUGGCAGUGCAGUGCGCGUCUUGGACACGGCGCUGCGCUCUCGGCGCUCCGCCGCUCUCUGCUCGUCUGUAAAGAACACCCCGCCCUCCCUCCACCUCCAUCUCCACCUCAGCCAGCGCCGACACCGCACACCAGGAGGAGACAGCACGUUCAAAUCGCGGCUUUCAUAGUAACGGAGCUCCCUGAUCCCGGUCAGACCUCUUUCCAGGACACCGGCGCCUCUCUCAGUAGUCCAUCCCGGAGGCGCGUCCUACUCUCCCGCUCGCUUCCCCCCCAGCAGUGGCCGUGCCGCGCUGCUCCGCUCCGCGACGGUCCGGUCCGCUCGCUUCCCCCCCCGCUCCACUGGAGAACAGUUCAUUCCCUGGAAGCUGGAUGAAUUAUUGGAGAGUUGCGAACAAGUGCGAGAAGAAAGCCGAGGCUCGGGAUCUGCCUCCCCGCUCCGUCCUGGGAAGAGAAGCCGGAGUUGUGGACGAACAUGGAGGGGACGUCCCUGUAUCUUCCUAUUGUCAUUUUACUGAUGCAAUGUAAGUCGCAUGGAAACUAUUCUCUCUCUGAACGGCCAACUGUUCUCUGUUUGUGUGAGAUAAAGCUUUGGAAAUAGUAGGCCAAGCAGCUUUAGAGUAUUUGUUUGAUCUUCUUACUUUUUUAUUUCGAUUGAUUUGUUUUACAGAAGCGGUCCCUGCUUGUCCUGGAAAAUGAAAUUAUUUAAAGCUGUGUGCAUAUAGAGAUGAACUGCACUGAAUCAAAAAGUCAUCAAAGUUUUGUUUUUGAUUUGUAGUUGUCAUUUCAGCUCUUAUAAAUCACUUCUUUUUGCAUGUUAUUGACUGUUUCUCGGUGUUGGUGGAAGCCCCUCUGUUUGCUGGGCAAAGGUGACGCUGCAGCCCCGGCUUGGUUCCUCCAACUUGGCCCUAAAGUUGCCCUUGGCUGGACGCCACCUCGGGGUGUGGGCGGCAUGCUGGUGGCGGGUGGGCACACAUUUUGGCAGGAGAGGUGGCGUGAGAUCAGUGGUUGGAUUUACACCAGACAUUUCAUACUGUUUUAUCCCGGGAACAAGGUGUUAGAGCGACUACUAGGUCAGACUUUGGGAACCUGUUUGACAUGCAGGGGGAAAGAGAAAAGGCAGUUUACUCGCUCCAGGGAGGAGUGACAGCUUGAGAUAGAUGUGAUGAGACAGUGAGAGUGAGUGACGCACGUUUUACGCCGUGUUGUCCACAUUUGGCCACCUGUCAGCCCGCCAGGUCACGGGUUCACAGAGGUGUGUGUGCGUGUAUGUGUGCGCACAAUCUGACAGGAAUCACUCAUCACAUCUACCUUUGCUGCGGUGAAUCCCCGUGGAGGGUAUUGUUGGAAAAAUCCAGGAGGAAAUGUUUUGGGUGGGUCUCUAUGGGGCGACAUCCCCCCAUCUCUACCUUCCACACACUCCUGCGCGCACACUCACACCGGCCUGACUGAGACAGCUGUUGCUCACAGUCAUACAGAGAGGCUUUGUUCAAUGGAGAGCACACACAAACACACACUCACUCUUACACACACACACACACACACACACACUCCCUGUUUUCUCUGCUCCCCCACAGCCUUGAAACGUGUGCCGUCCACGUUCACCUUAUCUGUAUCACGCAGCCAGACAGGAUACGUCCUGUGGGUCCCGUCUCCCCUUCCUCCCCUCAUUUGUUCCCUGUUAAUUUGAAUAAGUGCCUUAAUUAUUACUGCGCCGUGCUUUUGACCUCGCCACAGCCCUGGCAACACCCACCGCGGUCUCCGUAACACUCCGCGCGGACCACGUAAUGAGGGGGAAAGCUGCGUGCCAAGGAGCGAGCGUGCCAUCUUUCUAUUUUUUGCUCCAGCAAGAGGGUGGCUGUCCCUGUGUGAGUUUGAGCUGUCGCGCUGUUUGGUUGAUGUUAAUGCCACACAACACACAAAUUAUGUGUAUGUGUGUGUGUGCAUGAGCUUGAUUGUGUUUGACGCCUUUGUUUGGAUGUUUUUUUUUUUGCAUCAGAGCCAAAAAAAGCCCCCAUAGCAGACGCAUUUUAAUUACAGCGGCUAUAUCUGAUGCCGUGAUGUUGGAGGAACAUCAGAGACCUGCUGCUUCAAAGCCCAUGGAGAACUUUAUUUUGAAAGAGCCUAUUUGAGCAACUUCCUGACUCUCAUCCCAUUUUUAAUUAAAAUUUGAUCAAAUGAUCAGUUUAGGGGAGAAAUCUUGUCAAGUGAAAGCGUAUGACAUGAUUAGGCCAACAGUUUUACUACUAGGCUCCUCACUAGUCCAAGUCUGACGAACCUUUUGGCUGAAGCUGCUAUACUAAUAUGUGACGCAGCUAAUUCUCAGGUCAGUUCAGGUGCUGCUAUCUGUAUCAGGUUCUCAGCUCUAAUCACUUAACUCUACCAGCAUCUGACCAGGUCUGCAGAAAGUAGUGCCUCUCAUGAUUGAUCCUCCACAGUCAAGUUAAGCCGCUAUCACGCCAUCUCAGUUGGUGAGAGUAAUUAUAGUACGUCUCGUUUUGAACUGCUGAGCUGAUUUUCAGUGAGUUGUUUGUAAAUUUUGCCAGCUAUCUUAAUCAACGGGUCAACAGCAGUUUAAGUGGAUCUUUAAGGGCUGAAUAGUGGUCUAAAUCGGGUUUGACUGAUGCUAACAGGGGCCAAGCUCAGCCCAGAUUGGUCGACAAUACCAACAGCCAGGGCUGGGUGAUAUGGGAAAAAGUUUAUCACAAUAUAUAUUUUUUUAUAUCAGUCGAUAUCUAUAUACAACACAAUGUGAAAAAAUCACUUGUCAAUCUUAAAUCUUCCGUUACUCUUAAAUGAAAUUUAACAGUGCUUAUUGGUAGCAUGUCUUUUGCAAGACAAUAAUCCACUGCAUCUGUGAGGUCUUUGUGUCUCUUUGCAGUGCACAUUACUCUGCUUCAUGUCCGACCUCAAAGAAACAAAAUACCCCCACACCACCAAAGUUUUCAUUCCAGUGUUGUCGAGGAUGUCGUCCUCUGUUCAGCCUUCAUCAGCAUCACUGCCGGGGGAAGCACUCAACUCCAAAGCAACUCCCCUUUUCAUUGACUAUCUGCAUAGUCUACCAAAAAAUGGCAGAAUGCCGACUAUCGAAAAGCAUAUAGACCAUAUUUUAUAUUGAUAUUAAGGGAAAUUAAUUUUUGAUUUAUAUCAUUGUUUUAUUGCCCAGCCAUACCAACAUCGAACAAGAACUCUAAAGACUGGCAAUGAGUUCUCUUGAGUCAGGCGCAUCCUGGUCUUCUCAAGUUAAUAUGUACACCAGUAAUGGUUCAUUUCUUUCCUAAUUUUUGGCAGCAAAGACACAAAUAAUUGUUUACCAUACAGACAGAAACUGAAUUGAACCUCAUGGUGGGACCUUAGGACUGUGAUUGUACUGCAAAAUGUGUUGUUGACAAGCCAACUGUGAAGCCACGUACUCAUAAAUGCUGCUAGUGAUGGGAAUACAUGUCCUUUUUAGCCUUCUAUCUAGAUCUAGAUCUAGAUAGAAGGCCUAUCCAGCUCCACUUUGUUGCCCCUUGCUUCGAUGACUGAAAGGUAAAGUUGGGUCACCAUACCAAUAUGGCGAAAAACCAUCAUUGGACUUCAUAACAUCUCUCCAGAAACCAAUAGGUGACUUCACUAGAUUAAAAUCCAUGUUUAUACAGUCUAUGGUCUUGGUCUUGGCUUGUUUGAAGCAAGGUUGAAUCCCCCAGAGGCUCAGUCAUGUUCAGAUGAUGGUUGAGGAUUUCAGAAGUUUCAGCAUAGACUCAUUGUUGAUAACUGUACCAACAAUUAUGGACAGAAACUGAACUGAACCUCAUGGUGGAACCUUAGGACUGUCAUUAUACUGCAAAAAUGAAUUUCUGUGUUGUUGACAAGCCAACUGUGAAGAAUGCUUGGCUACUGUCACAGCCACAUACUCAUAAAUGCUACUAGUGAUGGGAAUACAUAUCCUUUUUGGCCAUCUAGAUUUAGAUCUAGAUAGAAGGCCCAUCCAGCUCCGUCUCUUUGCCUCUUGCUUCGAUGACUGAAAGUUAAAGUUGGGUCACCAUACCAAUAUGGCGAAAAACCAUCAUUGGACUUCAUAACAUCUCUCCAGAAACGAAUAGGUGACUUCACUAGAUUUAAAUCCAUGUUUAUACAGUCUAUGGUCUUGGUCUUGGCUUGUUUGAAGCGAGGUUGAAUCCCCCAGAGGCUCAGUCAUGUUCAGAUGAUGGUUGAGGAUUUCAGAAGUUUCAGCAAAGACUCAUUGUUGAUAACUGUACAAACACGCAGUCGCAGCCAGCUUAGUCAGUUCGUCACCUUCUCGAUAAAAGUUGAAUAAAUCUCACCCCUUGGCUUUUUAAUGUUGAUCUUAGAGCCAGAAAUCCAGGACUUUUUGGUCCUACAUCCCCACGUCUCUCUUUCGUUAACUCAUUUAUAAAUGUUCGUCAUCUUACUUUACAAACCCACCUGCCAGCAGCAGUCAGAUCAGCCAAUCAGCUUAACAGUCUGGUCCACAUAAUGAAUUGAUCAGAUUUGGGAGAUGUACCGAUGAGCAGGAUGAGGAGCUCAGAUAUUUGGAGUAGAGCUGCUGCUGCUGCUGCUGCUUCGCCUUGAGGAGAGGAGGCUGAGGUGUUACAGAUAACAACCCUGAAGCCUGUUUUCAUUGGAGGUUUUUUAGGUGAGUCAAACCAGGAGGAGACCCAAGAGAGGAUGCUGAUGGGAAUAUUUGGUCUCACCAGGGGAUCUCCCAGGAGGGUCUGGGGAGAGUUGGAGUACAAAAACGCAAUCUGGAGGAACAUGGACGGACGGUACCCUCUGAUUGUAUUUACUGUGCAGCCCACAUCUCUGCAUCCUCAGUCUUGUGCAUAUUUAACUCGCUGCUAAAAGCCUUUUAAACAUGUUUUAACCCGCUGAUAUUCCUGAGUAGAACAGCCAGAAAAACUCUUGCUUCGUGUAAGCGUCCACAGAAGCGACAUCCUGAGCAGAGUGGGUAAACUCCAACGCUCUUUUGCAGAGAUUUAUUUUUGAACAUGUGGGACAUUUUUUUUUGGCGAGUUCACGAACAACAUGGCUUUUUAUUUAGAGAGCAACACCGUGUUAACAUUACCCACCAUGCAGUUGUGAAACGAUCUGAACAAGCCAUGUGUUCAUUGUCUGCCUGAACGCCUUCCUGGUUAAUUGAGGCCAUUGAAGAUGACAGUCCAGUAGUAGCUGAGCUCGCAGUGAAGCACGACACUCGGGUAGCUGUAGCUCGCGUUGCAAAGCCUCUUUGGUGUUUUAUGGCAGUGUGUGCGUGCAUGUGUGUCACUCAGGGCAGCAGUGAAGUGCAGGCGUGUUGUCAACCCCACUACAUCUCCCUCCUCUCAAAGAGACACCCUUCAAGGUGGCGGCAGGCCUGGUCUCACACUAUGUGACAAGAGCUUCUCCCAUUCACAGCGCCACUGUCUGAGAGGAUCUCCCUCGCCUUCAAUCCCGCUCUCUCUUUUAUUCAUGCUUCUGCGGGUCUCUGGUUCCCCCCACCGCUCCACCAACCAACCUCCACCCGCUCCCCUCCUUCCCCUCCUCCUCCUCCUCCUCGUCCCUCUUCUCGACUCCGCUUCAUUUGUAUUCUAUUCUUAGAGCUGCUCAUCUCUCCUUUGUCGUGCCUCCUUGUCCUUUUUUUAAUCUCAUUGUAUCUCCCUCCCUUGUCUUGUUCUCCCCCCCAGUGACACAAUGCUCCUCGGAGGGUGUCAAGGUGCGCGAGCCAAGGCUACGAUGAUAAUCCUGUUACGCCACCGCAAGUCAACACAUGACGAAGCGUGGGGGAAAGCGUCUGCAGGGAGGGCGUGCAGUUUUAAUUCACUUAGCUGAAAAGUUUGACCAAGUGAGGCUGGACUGAACGGAGCCAACUUCAGGAAAGCUUUUAAACUCUUGAGUGUGCGUUUUGCUGCAAUUUGCAGAUGACAUUAUUUUUGUAUAGGCUGUUGUUUAUUUAAGAGCUCAUUUAAAAAUAGCACGUUGUCGUGGAAAUCGGAAAGAGGGAAACCUUCACCUCUGCAUGGAAACUUUUUACUCUUUUUGUACCUCCACCCAACAUGGCCGCCUUCCUGUGUUUUUUUUUCUCCCACUUCCUGCUUUUUUGUCUCAGUUUGCCGUCUAUUCUUCCUUCGACUCACAGCGAUCCAGCAACAAUGACUCGGCACAGGAAAUUCACUGACAAACAGGAAAACGGGACGGCUGUCUAAUUUAGGUUUACAUGCGUUGGCAUUGUGAGAUCUGGAUCUCACGUGGGCUCAUUCGCAGAAACAAUGACAGGAAAAGUCAAUGUUUGUGUGUCAGAGGGACGAGUGUGUGAAGCUUCUGGUUUCAAGGAUAAGCGGAGGUGAAAAUCUGAGUGACGCUUAAACAAAUUUGAAGUGUUUUAGAAGUUUUUCACAGCCCCUAAUGUUCAGAGUAAGUACCCAAGAGGCCUGCUCUAUAUUUAUUAUGUAAUUUUCAAAAAAGCAAAGCCUUCAGCCUUAAAUCCGUUCUCCCAACUCACAGACUUCUGGGAGAUGGUUUCAGGCUUUCAUGCACCAGCAAAGACUGUUAGCUCUUCCUGUUGUGUGCAUGUUUCAAACAGGGUGUCCAUGCAGAAGGAAGCGGGGUCUUUUUCAGCCACAAAGACAGGUAGUAUGGAAAUAUCGUGCUACAAACUGAGUGAAGCGAGCAGAUUUAGACUUUGUGAAAGUGUGUGAGAGGGCAUGGGCCGGAGCCAAGGUGAUAUCAUCCAAAGGAAGGCAAAUCACAGAUUCCCCUCCCAGUGUGUCCUCUUCUUCUGCUGGAACUAGCCUGCAGAAGAGCUUUGCAACAAGUGCCUCAUGUAUGAAGUCAAUUGAGACAACUUUAACGAACAUUCACACAAACAGGACGCUAGUUUGAUUAUUUUUUGGUAGCGCACUUGCAAGGGGAAGUGAAAUGAUAUUUUUCUUGUAGAGUCGAUAUGCAGAAUGUUGUCAGAUCUACAACCUCCUGCAUUUGAGUCUGCUUUCAGGUCAAAAUCCACAUGUUUGCACGUGUUUUACAUUUCCUUUGUUGAGUGGUUGUAUGCCGGUUUGACACCACUAAAAAUAAUCUCUCCCCAUUUUUUGAUCAAGCGCUCAGGAAGGCGCAACAUCUUAUCCAGUCCUGCUAAAUCAGUUCAUUUAAAUCAUUAUUUUUUAAAUUGGCUACCUUGAAAAAGAAGCUAAAUAAAGACCAGAAGGACACUAUAAGAUAUUGUGCAUUCAGUAUGUUGAAGGAAACGAGUAGAUAAUGUGGUUGGGGAUGAGUUGCACUGAUUUACUUGAAGUUGAAAUGUUGGGAUUGUUUAGAAUUGGAUGUUAAAACAUCUAAAUAAUCAUGCUCCAAUCUGAAAUGUAGUCCAAGAAGCAGCACGUUCCUCUCCCAGCUAACCUUCACUCACAUUUAACCUGUAUUUAACAACAGGAUGGCCCGACACUAAUCCUCCCCGUAAACCAAUCAGCGCACAGGAAAGGCAGCUCCUGCUUCCUCUUCCUGUUUGGCUGAAGGGUAUCAGUGACACACAAACAAAGACGGUGCGGCGGCGUCUCCCUCUUUCUAAUGCCUAGUCCCAACCUUCGAGGGUUAAUCUGGAAGAGCCACCAGCGAGAUGCCUGGUGACCUUGUUGUAACCUGCGCUUAAAUAAACAUACGGCGGGCUGCUUCUUAACCUGCCAGGAUUACCGUGGAGGAGUAAUCCUUCUCUUACCUCAGAUGUCCUGUAAAAUGAGUCCUGGCUGCUGCCUGUAGAGAAACAAGGACCAAAGGCAGCCAUUAGAUAUUCUCCUCUUGUAGUUGGCGGGCAAUGUGGAGCACUUUACCCAAUUCACCUUGCCCCCUAAUGGAUGACAAGCUAUAUUGCUUCCUGAACUGCUCUCACCCCUCUCUUUUUUUCUUCCCCACCACCUCCACCAGGUUCCCCCUCUUCUCCCGUCACAGUGACCACCAACAAACACAAGGUGGAGGUCCGCGAGUCCUCAGGUGAGCCAGAAACAGCCGCUCAUCAUCAUCAUCUCCACCACCCCCUCCACUCUGAAGAGUUACUGCUUCAUCACGUUUCUCAGAAUAACCCAUAAAGCUAAAAAUAGACGCAGCAGUUAAAAAUGUCGCUGAUUGAAGGCUCUCGCCGUAAAUAUCUCCCUCUCCUUCCCAGACGCGGUGCUGUCUUGCGUGUUCCACACAGAGCGGGACCAGAACCCGCGAAUCGAGUGGAAGAAGAAGGGGAAGGAUGUUUCCUUUGUCUACUUUGAUGGACACUUCAAAGGUGAGCGAGAGCGGCUUGUUGCUGUUUAUCCCUGGGGUGGCGAACAGGGCGUUUGAUUUCAUCAGCUUUCAGAACAAGCUGUAAGGGGUUUGAAAGUACUGUAGGAGGAGAAAAACACAUCCUGAACAGCAUCCAGGCUGAAGCUACAACAUCCCAGUGUGAUGCAACUGAGACGCAGAGUAGAAAAGACUUUUUCAUGGAGAAAAUCACAGCAGGAUUACGGCUGAAACAAAAGGUGCUCAGGAAAGUGGGCCACGGCGAUACAGGCAACGCCUCAACUUCAGUCGCCUCCUUUAUUGGUACUUUCCCCUGAUUUUACAGAUUUCUUUCAGCCUAGUUUAGUCAGUAUCAUUACUUUGGAUUACCUUGGUUAAUCUGAAGAGAACUACAACAUAAUGUGUUUAAGACACUUUUUAUAAACAGUGUACUGCCUUAGCUUGAACUUUUUUAAAGCAACAUCAAGGUUUGAAAGUGCCUCUGAACGCAGCCUCGGCCGGCAACUGAAGGUUUAAGUUUAAAAGGUUGCCGAGGGAUUUCUAGGAAAAGACUUUCAGGCUUGUGAAGGUCACAAAAUGUCAUGAAAUCGACUCUCACAACCACGAGCUGAAUAUCCGUUUUGGGGGCGUCGAGGGAACUGCACAGAAAGGUGAAAUAAACCAGAGUAAGUCUGGUCAUUGGGUUGUAAAAUAACAUCUGAAGCCUUGAGGAUGGCCACCAUGAGAAUACAGUUUAUAAUUUGAAGUGUACACCAAAUUGUUUAGCCAAAUUCCCCUUUAUAUCCUAUUACUGUAUGCUUACUUUCAGACGAUAUCAGUAUUUCACUUUUCUAAAAAGACAGUUAUCAUUGUUGAUAUACUGCAGCAGCCUUAGAUAUAGAGCUAACUAGAUUUUCAGAGUCUGGAGUCUUCUUAGUCAAUCCAUAAACACAAGAGGUUUAACAAUCAGCCUAGUUACAGCCAUUUUUUUACAGGGUUGUAAAUGUUGGUAAUUUACAUUAAUGUCUUUCAGAAUUGAUGCACUUUGGGAGCAAGCCUCCAGUGGCCAUUAAAAGAACUGCAGUUUUGGGUGCUUGAUGGGUGAUUCCUAAAACAGAUAAAAAGUACUCAUGGCAUCGCUGUUUCAAAGCUAAAGCUGCUUCUUUGAAAUUGUCAUAAAAUCUUUAAUGUAAUGUAUUUUUAGUUGGCAGUGAUAGAAAUAAUAGAUUACAACAUGCACACAGCAGAUUCACCCUGGAGUCAGAGAAGACUGGCUUUAUGUGGAAACAAGCAGAAUAAAAAUGACAAUGUUCUCAGAACUGACAAUAACUUCCAGAGGGAUCUGUCUUUGCAGUUGUUUUUUUUAACUGUGUAAAUAUAAAACAGAACAAAAAGAAAUAGGCCGUGUGUUGUUAUUCUGUUAAAAUAAGGAGUGCAAAUGGUGCCACAGAUACUCUCUGGUGUCAAUAACUUACAUAAAAAGAAAUUUUUUGAAGCCUCAAAAGCAAAAGCGUCUCUUCUGUUCUGCAUAAAUAACAUCAUAUAAGUCCUCUAGACAUUGAUGGAUUGGAUUAAGACAGAAGUAUUACACUCAUUUUCAAGCCUGGAUACAGCAGGAAAAUAUUCCAGAAGCCUCCUCCACUGUUGCCAUGCCGAAAAAACUUUUUUCUUUAGUUAAAAUGACAAAUCAGGAAAUGCAGCUGUGUGUUUUGGACCCUAAAUUUGACCCAGAAAGGUCAGAAAGGGACAAAAAAUUACCCCGGCAACAAAGAACAUUUCUGUUUUACCUUGAUUGUACUCUUUUUAGGAGAUUCACCAAUUGCUGAUGUCAUGAAUGGUUCCCUGUGGUUCCCUGUCUCCUCUCUCAGGUCCUUUUGAAGGCCGGGCAACCAUUCAAGGGGCCACUGUGACGCUACAAAGGGUGACCCAGGAGGACGCUGGGGAGUACCGAUGUGAGAUCAGUGCUCCUCUUGACUCUGUCAACCUGGGUGAGACCAACGUCACUCUCAAAGUCCUGGGUAAGAUUCAGAGAAGAUGGCUGAUAUUGGUUUGUUCUCCAGGUGUUGUUUUAUUUUUUUGUUAUCUAAUUUUUAACCGGUAACGUCCUUCAGUCCCCCCACACACCCCAUCCUGUGAAAUCCCCAGUGGAGCUGUGACAGGCUCAGUGGUGCAGCUGCGUUGUAGGGACCAUCAGAGCAUCCCACCUGCCACUUAUUCUUGGUUUAAGGACAGCCAGCCAAUCAGCCAGCCAAGACACACAAAUGCCACCUAUAUAAUCAACUCCUACACAGGGAUACUGGUGAGUCUGCAGAGAUGGGGUUAAUUCUGUGAAGCGUUGUAGAAAAAGCUUUUUCCUUCUGAGCAUUUUAGCCCAAAGAUGCGUCACCUCUCGCUAUCUUAAUAAAGGUUUUCCUCCUCCCUCUCUGCCUCUCCUGCAGGAGUUCAAAUCUGUAGCCAAAGAGGACACCGGUCGAUACAGCUGCCUGGCUUCCAACGGAGUGGGACCGCCAAAGAUGUGCGAGGGGAAGCACAUGACGAUAGGUGUGUGUAUACUUGUGUAUGUGUGUCUGUGUGUGUGCAUCCCUACACUCCUUCCUGCCUCUUCGCCCACACCUUUCAGCACUGGAGAAAAUCAGGAGUGCAGUGGAGAGGAAAAGCCCACUAAACUUGUUUCACCCUGCUUCUUAAAUCCAACACACCUUCACAAUUUGACUAGAGGACUACUUAUGGGACGAUUUAGGCGAGCUUAAAUUGAGCUGUGUUGUUUCUAAAGCUUGUUAGUAAAUUAUUGAACAUACUUUGGUUCAUAUGGGAAUUCUGGCGUUUUUUUUAAACUAGGGCCCUGUUAUAAUCUGGGGUCCAAAUGACUCAUAGGUCCAAAAAUGUUUGGAAGUGCUUCAGCUGGCUGGAAAUGCAGUCCUUGGCAUCGGAUGGGCCAAUCAGAGUACAUCUUCUUGACAUCUUGUUUUCUGCAGUGACACACUCUGUUUUUAAAACAGUCUGACAACAUUUCAAACAGUAUCCCUGCAGAUGAAGACUUGUUUCUCCACGUUAGAUCCUUUUUAGACCGCCUCUAACCUUGCUAUCUUCAAAGUAAAUAGUUGUCACUGUAAAAAAAAACGGAUAUUUCACCCUGCAGAUCACAGGAGUUGCUUGUCUACUGCUGCUUUGAUAAUUGUUGCUUCUGUUAUAACAAGAACUGUGUGUUUUUGGUUGUUUGUUUGGAUCUGGUAAAUUAUUAACGCAACACUUAACCAAAAGUGACAAAGCGGCAAGGGUAGACUAGUAACUCCUUAGUCCUGCAAGGGCAACAUCUUUAUUUCAGGUUGGUGGUUGGAAAUCUUUUUGUGACUCUUGGAUUAAAAGUUAUAAAAAAAAUUAAAAUAGUAGAUUCAGGACCACAUUACAAACUGCAAAUAGAAGAGAGAAGGAAAAGAUGAGAAAAUGCUAGUUCAAGGAAAUAAAGCUACAGAAUUGAAAAGAGGAUAAAUGGCAGAAGUUUUUAUUGACUUUUAAAAGUCUACAACAACUCUGUUGACAGUUUUGCUCAAUGGUGAUAAAACUCGGAGCCUGUUGGGAUUAUUCCAUAAAAAAUGAAAAUGUUGAAAUAUUCAGAACUAUUAAAAGAUGUAUGAAAUAAAGAAAUGAUGCAGAGGUUUUAAAUGCUACAUUCAUGGACAGCAAAUGUUGCAUGCACUUUUCUCAUUAAAAGCAGAGAAAGACCAGAGACUUCUGCAUUUUACAAUUUAAAGAUGACUGAUUUGGUCAGAUGUAUUCAAUAAUGGUUUCUGACAAAGAUCAGUCUUUUAGUCAUUUAUAUCCAGAAAUGAAGAAAUAAUGCUGAGGUUUGAAAAUGCUAGAAUACUCUUAAAUGACAAACUAAUAGGUUAGGCAUUAGAUACAUUGAAGACACUGAUAGACAAGCAACUCCUGAAAAAAUGACUGAUUUUGUCAGUUGAGUUGAUGUCAAAAUGUGACAAAACAUGUGUUGGGAUUAUACUCUAGAGCUGAUGAUUUCAACAUAAGACUAAUAUAUCACACUGUCACUACGAAAUCUACCAAGAGACUAGGGUAGACAAGCAACUAUUGAAAAAAUGACUGGUUUUGUCAGUUGAGUUGGUAAUGUGACAAAAUGUGUGUUGGGAUUAUGCUCUAGAGCUGAUGAUUUCAACAUAAUACUAAUAUAUCACACUGUUACUAUGAAAUCUACCAAGAGACUAGGGUAGACAAGCAACUACUGAAAAAAUGACUGAUUUUGUCAGUUGAGGUGGUGUCAAAACGUGACAAGAUGUGUGUUGGGAUUAUGCUCUAGAGCUGAUGAUUUCAACAUAAUACUAAUAUAUCACACUGUUACUACAAAAAUCUACCAAGAGACUAGGGUAGACAAGCAACUCCUUAGUUCUGUGUGGGGAUAAUAAUUCAUAAAUAUGUAAAAGAAGGAGAAAUUUCAUAAAUUUGUAAAGGUUUACAAGUGCUAGAUAUCCCCAGUGAGUGCAGAUGUUAUGUGCUCUGAAAUAGAAGGCAAUGGUAGACCAGCAACUCCUGCUUUACUUUUUACCAAAUUUAAUCAUUUCUCAUUUUUAUUUCAUUUUAAAUCUGCCUAUGAAAAGAAAAAGUCAAUAAAUAGUUCUUUAUCCCCGUCUUCUCCCUUGCAGAGGAUGUCAACGUCUCAGCUGUGGUGGCCGCCGUGGUGGUCAUCUGCCUCCUGCUCAUCAUCUGCGGCUGCGGAGGAUUCCUCUUAUAUCGUAACGGCUUCUUCAGUCGUAAGUUUUCCUCCGUUGUAUUUUGGACUGAAUCACCACUCUGUCCGCUUGCAUGAACAGUACAUCAAUUAGCUUUGAUUCCCUCCAAAAAAGUUGACAUUGACUCUGUUUUCUCCCGCACGGUCAUCCCGGCUCAUCCAUCAGCAGGACACAGAGGAAGGUAAGAGCUCUGUGAUUGCAUUAACAUUGAUGUGGACAAACAAGCUAAUAACCUAAACACUGAGGAUUGUGGGAGGAGGAGGAGGAGGAGGGGGGUUGUUGUUGCACUUAGACUGUGUGUCUGUUUGCUGAGUCAGGACUGUAUGGAGUGACAGCUGUGGCUGUGUGUGCCUAUAUGUGUGUGUUUUUGAGCUACAGCAGCGCCUGUGUUUCUACUCAUUGGGUGAUUGGCGCCAACAGAUGUAGAAUCCACUGGGAAAGGCUUGUUUUUCCUUUUUUUCAAAUCGAUUGCCUCUUCCUGGCAGAUGUACAUCUGUUGGAAUUAUGUCAAAGUGUAGCAGGAGAGAUGAUCUAAAAAUACAGACCAUUAAAGGAAGGAGAAUAAUCUUUGCAAUGUAAUUAUGGAAUAAUUACCGACUGUUAAUCAGCAAGGAGGGGAAUAUUGGCAGGAGGAAAAAUUGUGAGCAAUUAAACUGAUUGGAUGGGUAAUUUGAAAUGGAUUUGUAAGAUCUUGCAAAGAUUAAAGAAUGAGGCUGUGAGUGCGUGUCUUUACACACAAUUUGCCUUGUCCUGCAAACACACCAGAGUGGGCGUAAGGCCGUUUGGAUGCUUGACUGACCGUCGAGACAUAAAUGCAUGUCCUGGUGUGACUGGCCUUAUUCGCUUGACUUUCUGUUAUUUGAUUACUGGCUUGUUACUGCACAGAGUUUGAUGGAGAGUCACUGUGGAGCUCUCUUUGAAGCCGAUGCGAAAGCUCUUUGUCUAGGUUAAAGUCUGAUGCCUAUCCCACUGAGCUAACUGGAGCUGUCAGUGUCAAUGUCCUAUUUAUAGAGCAGGCUUCUUCACAAAGACUCAAAGACAAUGUGACAAGAUAUUUGAUGCACCAAUAGUAGGCGCAACUUAAUGGUGAAGGGACGCAUAUCAAGGUUUUGACUCUGCUGUUUCAUGCUGCUGAUGUUUGAUGUGAAGAAGUGAGAAAAUCUGUGUCUUUUGUCUCUGAAUGUUGGAUUUCGAAAUCUAAAGUAAGACCUUACUUCUGUCUUUAAAUAACUCUUAUAACUCUACAGUUUCACAUCAUCUUCAGUGAGUAUAAGGGAUGCGCUGAUCCAUUUUUUUCCGAUCCAAUCCGAUACCGAUACCUAGGCUGAGGGUAUCAGCCAAUAUCCGAUAUCUAUCCAAUACAACUGUUGAAUGAAUGAACUGUAUACCUUGCCCUGUGAGUGAAGGUAUAAAGCUUGACAUUAGCCUUGUUAAAAAAAGGUAACAAAUUAACAAAGAUAUAAAUGUACUUCAGAUUAUUUAUUAACAAAUAACAAAUUCCACAUUAGCACACAGCAAAAAGAAGUAUUCAGUUAAUUUGUCAAUAUCGGAGCUGAUAUCCGAUCCAAAUGCUGAAUCAGUGCAUUACAAGUUGGUAUUUCAGCAUAUCUGAGACAAAAUUCUUAGUCAUUUUAAUCACAAAAUCUAUAAAUAAAUUCAUCAUAUAACUAAUUUUAUCCUACAAAAUCACUUGACAGUUAAGCACGUUGUCAGUGUCCUACCCCCCCAACCCGUGUUUUUAUACAUCAAAGAUAUGUACAGAGAAUUAGUCGAUUUAAGAGGCACAGAGACACGAGUAUCAGUUUUAGUCUGUUUCAAAAUCAGCUUAAAACUCCUCACAGGAGCUUAAACAUUGUCAAAACAAAUGUAUGGGGCUUAAGCUGGAGCCUUGAGGAACACCAAACUUCACUCAAAGGCAAAUAUAAGCUUAUUUUUAUUCAACGGGAUGAGUAAAUAAAUCGUAGGGGCUUGAGCUCGACCCAUGUGAACAACUUACUUAGCUCAAAAACAAAAAAUUAAACAUUAGAAUUUUAAAUAAAAAAUGGUUUUACAAUAAUUAAAAAUGAAUAAAUAUAAGCAAAUUUAACUUUAAAAUAAAAUUUACCUUAUUGUUAUUAUAUCCAUGAUCAAUUUAUGAUUUAAGGAGGCUUGAACUGGAGCCUUGGGGAACAUCAAACUAAACUCAAGAACAACAUUUAUCUCUUUUUCAUAUUAAAUAAUGAACUAAUAAAUGUAAGGGGUUCAAAAUGGAGCCUUGGGGAACACCAAACUUAAUUACAAAAUAAAUUUACCUAAUUUUUUAAACCAUAUGUAAACAGUAUAACAAAUAAACAGCCAGUUACAGAAGUGUGCAAAAUUCAGAGGUGUUGCUCAGGGACUCUUUCGCAGUUUUAGCCUUAGAGAAGAGGCAGGUAGAGAGUCGUUAUGUCAUGACUCAGUGAAUCGGGGUGUUUGACCUGCUGCAUGUGAUUGGCUCACCUCCUGACCUGCUUUGACGUUUGGUUUAUCUCUGCUGCAUCAUGAUUGGCUGCAUGUUUUAAAGCAUUUUACGCUAAUGAAUAAAACACUGAAUUGAUGAUAAAGGUGUGCUUAAACGUGGAGUUGACGAAGCUGCGAUUGUUUUGUUUUGUUUCCUCCUCUGAAACUUUUACAUUUCAGUUCUGUUUGGGUGAUUUGCACUCAGUCUGACGCCUGCUCAUGAAUAUUCAGACUUCUACCUGUGAAAUGUGCUUUGCAACUUUAAUGCAAUCAGCUCCAUGCCUCCAAAGCAGUAGGUGCAAAAACGGUUCAGAAGAGUCUGUUUAUAAGCACUCGCACCCGUGUUUGUUUACUGCCAAUCACGUUUUAGCACAGUCUGUUACAGAGGAGACAGCUGUCUGCAGAAGAGGAUGGGAUCUAACCCCAUUUAAGUUCCUCAUAAAUACAAAGACUUGAAGAAUCGACCAUUAUUUAGUUAGGUGCAGGAGGAUUUGGAGCCUUAUUGAUGGUGAAACUGAGAUAGGAAUCUUGAUGCUUAAACUUGCAAAGCACAGAUUACUGGCGGGGGUCAAAACUCAUCAAAAAAAAAAUUGAGAUCACAGCAGCGGGCAUGUGGGUUACUUUCCCAUCUCUCUGCCGGCACAUGGCCUCAGUUUAAGUUUUUAACUCUCACCCUAAAAACCUUACCCCUGCUCCCUGCUUGCACUUAAAUUUGCUCUGCAGGUGCUCAAACUCCAAUUUUCCACUCAGAAAUAAGCAGAAUAUAUACAGAUUUUCUGUGCUCCACUUUCUGCCCCUCUCCUGGUACCCCGGCUGCUUUUCGGCCCUGUGAAAUGUCUGUUUCAGUUUUUACCGUUGUAGCCACAGCAGAGCAAAUUUAUGCAAGCAGAGACUGCUUAAAUGCAUCUGUGGGGUAAUGGGAAAUCAAAACACAAGAUGUUAAGUCAUGCUCUUAAACUGCAGGCCACUAUCUCCACAAAUGCACAAGCGCAAGCCUUUGAAAUAACAGGAAGCGAAGUCUGUUUUAAGCACAUCUUUAUUAAUGAUUUAAUACUCCAUACUCAUAACCUCCAGCUCCAGACAAGCAUGGUGUGCAGUGUAAGAUCGAAAUGACCCCCUUCUUGUUGAAUCUUGUUAAAACCGACACACUGACCCCACAGGUCAUUUUGGAUCUCCCAGUGUCAUGGUGCGUCCCACAUCAGCAGCCAAACCCUGCACAGAACUGAGGACACGUGAGUGUGACCGUUAGGCGGACAGACAUGGAGGCAAUUUAAAGAAACUGAACUCUGAAUCCUCCUCAUUCUGAAAAAAUAACACUGGUUUUUCACUGUUGGCUGCACUUGAAAUCGUAGUUUGACAUCUUAGUAAAACAGAGCCGGGCGAAGUCGAAGGGCUGAACAUGCAUGACCUCCUGUGAAAUGGAAAACAGUCCUUAUUCGCUUGCAUUUUCAUAAAGAUUGCAAAUGUGAGGCUACAAUAAGUGACAUGUCUGAUUUUAAAGCUGUGCCUCUUUAAGCGAACAGCAGCAUUAGCGUAAAGACUGAUUACUUCUUUAGUUAUUUCUAAAAAGCUGCAGGGGUUCGGAGUCAGACAGCGUGAUCAACUGUAGGCUGUCAAAUGUCCUUUUUUUAAACAUUUAAACAAGAUUCUUUAAAAGUUUUAGAGACUGUUUUAGGGAGGUAGGAUUAAAUUUUGUGAUAUGUUACUCUUUCAUUUUAUAAAUUAAUUGAUUGAUUGAAAGAACAUGUUAAAGCCUCUUUCUUUAAUGCGCUAAAAUCUGUAAUCGGUUGGUCUGUAACUGGUACUGCAGAUGAAAGCUUAAAAGUUCAGCUUUCUGUAUCGGCAAUAAUACAGACAAAAUCUAUUUGGAAGAAUCGGGAUAUUGGAACUCAGAAAAAAUCCAAUAUUCAGAAUCCUUAUUGGUUUUAGUUUGGUUCACAAUGAGUUAAAAACUGGGGGCAGAAUGAAACCCUUUGGCAAAUGAGAGUAUCUGAGUAUCCUUCCACUAUUUUUUCAUGGCUUUUAUAAAAUUUUCUCAAGAAGGCCAUCCUAAAAAAAAAAAAAAAAAAAAAAUCUAAAAAAUCUAUUAUCAUAAAAAAAACCCAAAAAAACACUUCUUGCCUCAGGAUUUAAAUCUAUCAUGUUUAUUUGUGUGCAUGUGGGCCACUUCACAGACGCAUUCUGUUCACAUUAGAUGCCGCAUUCGCUGUUGUAAUGUGAACGACCGCACAAAAAGAUCGGAUUUAACAAAAAUUCUGAAUUGUGCAUCAUAACCUGCAGUGUGAACGUAGCCUAACGCCCCCCUAAGUUCCAUCACCCUUCUUUCGUGGAAGUUCAAACUGCAGAGCACUCUCUGCACACUUACUUUUUCAUAUGUCUGAGUACAACUUACUUCAAAAACAGCACAGAAUCUUCAUUCUGUGCAUGACACCAGAUAUUAUGAAAAGCCAAAGCUAAAAUCUUCAUACUAUGGAAACUGUUCUUUUUCUCUGUACAGGCUGAUCUAUAGCCUCCCUGGAGCUUUCAUCCUUCUUCCUGUUAUUCAUCAGUACAUGACUGCAAUGAGCACGAUUGUUAAUUCUUUAUGCAGCUUCGUCAAACCAUCUCCAAAUUUACAAUAUAUCCUAACACCGCUUUUUACUCUCAUCAUCAGUAAAGAACCAGUAACUGCACCAGCUUGUGUUGGUUUGCAUGUACAUGUAUGUUUAAAUUCACUGAGGUCAACAGUGCCAUUUGAUGGUCAGGUUACGAUGAGCCCCCUGCUGGAUCUACAACCUGAUUCACUGACACUGAACGUUUCCUCUUAAGUCAAAAUAAAUACUCUUGAAUUCCAGAUAAAAAGUGACAGCUCUACAGUCGGGACUUUUGUUGUAGGAAAGUGGACUCAAUAAUCUGGAAACUGUUUGUAUUUACAUCCAGAAAAAGACUGUCUGGUUCAGCUGCCCUUACUCAGUCCUCUACCCAGCUUCAUGCUCAGUCACUGCCGGGUCACAGUCAGACUUUCUUUUACCCAAUGGGAUGUUUGCCAUGUAUGAUGUGCAUUAUUUAUGCAGACUAAGAUAUGACUCAGGAUACAGCUGUCCGCCCCGAGUGUCUUUUCUUCUGUGACGAUGUCAAACUGUCCGAUGUGCUUAUUAUGUCUUUGUCUUUCAGGUCCAAUGUCAACUACAUCCCUCCGCCUCAAGAAGUAAGUGACUUUUUUCAUUUUCUUCCUCUCUGGAUCUUCCCCCUGACCUCACGUGAGGGGCUCUGACUGUAAACACCAGCAAAGUGCUGACUGGAAGGGGAAAUUUUGAAACCAGAGUUCCCUUUUUUUUUUCCCACUACCUUUCCUGACGUUUAGUAAGUACAGAAAGUUUUGGAUUCGCUCCAGGAGGCUGCUUAAGCAGGCAGCUAUGAGACAACAUAAUGGAUUUAAGGGAAUCAAAUGGAGCCGACUGAAGGGCUUGUUUUUGCCACUGACAGGAUCAGAUAGGAAUUAAAACUUCCUGACAACAAUACAGAGAGGAUUGCACAGAAAUAGACUUUUUGUAAGGGUUACAACCUUUUAUCCAACGAGAAACAGCUUCUAAUGGCGCUCUCUUCAAAGCCACCAGAUUCCAUUUGCAAAAUGAGUAAUUUUAACUUGCAUAACAAGGGAUCUGCUGGUCUACAGCUGCCUCAAUCUGCUAGUUUGUUUGUGUUGUUGUGCAGCUUUGGUGAUUUGAAACAUUAGCUCUGAUCCAGGACAUGCAGACAAGAUACUUGUGUAUCCUGUAAUGCAAGAUUAUUGCUGUUUCAAUUAUGCUUUUAAAACUGUCGCAGUAUUUGCUUCUGGUAGGGCGACACAGUUAAACACCAAAUUUACUGAUAUUUAAAUAUAAACAUAAGCAAUAAAUAAUAAUAAUAAUAAUAAUAAUAAUAAUUAUUAUAAUGUGUGUGUGUGUAUGUGUAUAUAUAUAUAUAUAUGUAUAUGUAUGUAUACAUGUAUAUGUGUGUAUGUAUGUAUGUGUGCGUGUAUGUUUGUAUGUGUAUGUAUAUAUAUAGUUAUUAUUAUAUAGAUAUUUCAAUGUAAUCCAAUUAAGAUUUUUUUUUUAUUCACUAUUACAUAAAUUCUUUCCCCCUCUCCUCCCUCACAGAAGUAUUUUUGUAAAUUUUUUCUUUUUGUUGUUGUUUCUGUUGUUGUUGUCACUCUGUUUUGUUGUUAAAAACAAAACAAAACAAAAAACAUUUGCAAUAAACACACUGCAAACGUUUUUUUUUUGUUUGUUUGUUUUUUAAAGGAAAAUAAUUAUUUCUGAUGCUUCUGCGUUGUUUUGAUGCAAACACAUCCAUCAGCUACAUUUUGGGUGCAUGUUAUUUUGAGUUACAUACUUGUUUUUAUCAAUAUUGUCGCACAUUUUCAUAUUUUUUUAAUAUCCUGCAGGCCUAGUGUCCUAUUUGCUGUAAAAUACUAUCCCAGUAUGAUAAAAACAGGACAAAAGUUUGGUUUUAUCGGAGGAAAUACGAUUUCAAAUCAGGAUUCCCUCAUAAAUAUUGCAGGAAUAAUUGUAUAACAGUGUCAUUUACUGGUCUCUGGUUGUAAUGAAAGUACUUACCUCCAGCAAAUAGGCGUUUCCUUCCAGGGAUUCUUCCUGUAAUGUUUUAAAACGGUUUUAAUAUCAAUUUGAGCCUGUCACUGGCAGAAAAAAAGCACAUUAGGUGGGCGUACUUAGCCAGAAGGGAUUAUGCUGUAGCCAGUCUUGCAGCUGCAAUGACCUACUGGACCAAUUUCAAAGCUAUAAGUACGUAUAAGUCCAAAUGACUCCAAGAUAUGUGUAAAAAAAUGAGGCCUGUAUUACAGGACUGAUCGGAUUUGUCUUUAAACAUGACGUACAUGUUGCUGUUCAGGUGACUUUGACCUUCACUGAUCACACAGCAGGGAUGAGUUUAUGUGUAACAGCGGCUCAGAAAUGGCCAAAGACAGUAAAACUAUGAGUUAAAACAGCUGAGGUUGGUUUCAGUUGUUGCAUCUGUACUAAAAUUGUGAUAAACACACUAAUGUUCAUGUUUUUGUUUGUCCCUCAGUCCCAGGACUUCAAACACACUCAGUCCUUCAUGCUCUGAGAAGCUGGCCUUCCUUUGAGAACACAUCACCCUCAUAAAAAGGUGCCAACAUUGGAUCCUCUGACUGAUUUCCCCUCUUUUUUUGGGACUCUGAACGAGCUCUUCAUCUUCCAGUAUUUGCUAAAUUCAAUCUUCUCUUUUCUGGAUGAUUUUUGACAAGCAAGUUUGCAAGGCUUCUUUUUUUUUUUUUUUACUCUCCCGCUUUGCUGUGUGUUUGUCAUUUUCUGCUCUUACGGGAUUAAAUACAGUUUGGCAGCCCUCUACUGCCCCCUGGUGGUCGGAUUUGGAAACUCCAGUUGCUCAUUGAAGGGGCCAGAAGUGGAGAUUUUCCAGACUUUGGCUGUGUCAGAAAUGAAUCACUCAACCCCUAACCCCCAUAUAGGGUUUCACCAUAUAGUUGACUAUGUAGUGAACUCAAUCACCGGAGGUUUCAGACACUACAUGGCAAGAUGCAAUGCAUGACGGGAUGCCCACCACCAAUGCAAUGCUCUAUGGGAAAUUUUGAGUCGCCUAUAUGGGGCACUGGAAUUGAUCACUCAGGUUUCGGACACCCCUCAAAAUGGCGCUAACCCCCAUGUAGUCACCUAUAUAGGAGUUACGGGUCCAUUUCAGACACAGCCUUUGUCUCCCCCUCUGCAGGCUGAUCCUCGUACUACCUUUGUUUCCCUUUUUUUCUUCCUUUUUUUAUUUUAACCAAAGACUGAACGUUUCGUCUACAGGAUUUCUUUGCUUUGAAAUCAUCACAGGAGAGUUCUUAAAGCCAUGUUGUCAAUCUCAAACAUAAAUGCAGUUUACCUCAGCUUCUGCCACAUGCCAAUGUUUUGUCUUCUAUAACACUGAGGCCCCAGCUUCCCACAGUGCCACACAGGAUCCUCUAUGAUCUUAGUAAUAACCUGGAACAGACCGAGACGACAGGAAGCCAAUUAUAUACUGAGACCAACCCCCUUCAUCCUAAUGUGCCUGCAUGGUCUUUUUCUAUUAGACAGUAUAUUAAAUAUAUACCUUGUGCCUUUUUAAGUUGUCUGUCAUAUUUAUCUAUGAAUCGAUCACAGUUUUUUGUAAAGAAUUGCCUUACUUUUUUCUGUCUUUCUAUUUUUGUGCCACUGUUUGUCAUUGUUUUUCAAAAAUGGAGUGUCUGUUUUUAGACAGUGUGUGAAUGGGUUGUUCAGAGUUUUAUUUGAAUGGUGUAUCAGUAAUAAAAGGUUUUUCUAUACAAAGUA
Messenger RNA from Xyrichtys novacula (pearly razorfish), 21749 nucleotides. NCBI's taxonomy places the organism in Eukaryota, Metazoa, Chordata, Actinopteri, Labriformes, Labridae. The record is from the annotation of a GenBank genome assembly.